Molecule: messenger RNA, 3637 nt
Organism: Schistocerca americana (American grasshopper)
Lineage: Eukaryota; Metazoa; Arthropoda; Insecta; Orthoptera; Acrididae
Product: ATP-dependent translocase ABCB1-like
Exons: 20
Coding region: 44-3637 (1197 amino acids)
Biological process (GO): transmembrane transport
Cellular component (GO): membrane
Molecular function (GO): ABC-type transporter activity; ATP hydrolysis activity; ATP binding
Source: RefSeq, a predicted model, not a curated record
CAAGGAGACGGCAGCUUUCCUAGAUGGCGCCAAGAACUACGCCAUGUACUCCUGCAUCGUGGGCGCAGUAAACUUUCUCUUCAUUUACGUUUGCAUCUCUACCUUCAACUGCGUCGCACAUAGGCAGGUCCACCGUAUCCGUGAACUGUACUUGAGGUCUGUGCUGCAGCAAGACAUGGCGUGGUACGACAUGCAUCAGACGGGAGACUUCGCCAGCCGCAUGUCAGGGGACCUGUCGAAGCUGGAAGACGGGAUCGGGGAGAAGGUGGUGAUGUUCAUCAGGAGUAUAGUGGGCUACGUCGGCUGCGUGGUGAUGGCCCUGGUGCGUGGCUGGGAGCUGGCCCUCGUCUGCCUGCUAUCCCUGCCUCUGUGCGUGGUCUCGCUCAUAGCCACAGACGUGUAUUCCUCCCGGCUCGCGGACAAGGAAGCGGACGAAGAAGGCAAGGCGGGCGCCGUGGCUCGGGAGGUGUUCGCCGCCAUCCGCACCGUAGUCGCUUUCGACGGACGGGACAAGGAAGCAGAGAGGUACAGCGAGAAACUCCAAGGUGCCUUUAACAUUAGCAAGAGAAAAAAUUUCAUAAACGGAAUAAACGAAGCAGUAUCAUGGAUCUCAAUGUUCGGCGGGUACGCUGUAGCGUUCUGGUAUGGUGUGGAACUCAUUAUCAGAGACAAAGACUACCCUGAGAGCCAAAAGACCUAUGACGUCAGCACAAUGAUCACUAUUUUCUUUUCCGUUAUGAAUGGGACGUGGGUGUUCUAUUCGGUGACUUCUCGUGUUGAGGCUUUCUCUACCGCUAGAGGCGCUGCUGCCAAGAUAUUUGCUGUAAUAGACCGCGAGUCGCGCAUCAGCAGUCUGUCUGAUGAGGGGGACAAGCCGCACUACGCUCGUGGGGAUAUCACCUUCAAGAACGUCCACUUUGAAUACCCGUCACGGCGGCGAGUUCAGAUUCUUCAAGGCCUCAACCUGAAAGUCAAAGCUGGCGAGACAGUGGCUCUUGUCGGCUGCUCCGGCUGUGGGAAGUCCACGUGCAUCCAGCUUAUUCAAAGAUUCUACGAUCCUCGCCUGGGAUCAGUGGAGCUGGACGGUCGUGACUUGAGGACGCUGAACGUGGGCUGGCUGCGCUCGCAGAUCGGCGUGGUGGGCCAGGAGCCGGUGCUCUUCCAGACCACCAUCGCGGAGAACAUCCGCUACGGGCGAGACGACUGCACCAUGGAGGACAUCGAGGAGGCUGCCAAGACAGCCAAUGCCCACGGAUUCAUCUCUAAGCUACCGCAGGGCUACGACACGCUGGUAGGAGAGCGCGGGGCCCAGCUGUCGGGCGGCCAGAAGCAGCGCAUCGCCAUCGCCAGGGCGCUGGUGCGCCGCCCCAAGAUCCUGCUGCUGGACGAGGCCACCUCUGCUCUGGACACCGGCAGCGAGGCCAAGGUGCAGGCCGCGCUAGACAGGGCCAUCGGGGGGCGAACGACGAUCAUUGUAGCACAUCGGUUGUCUACGGUACGCAAUGCGGACAGGAUCGUUGUUCUGUCUGGAGGAGUCGUUGUCGAGGAGGGAAGCCACGACCAGCUGAUGGCGCUCAACAGCCAUUACCACGCGCUCGUCACUACUCAACUGAAGACUAACGAAACCGGCAAACGCAUAGGAGACGACCGGCCGGUCCUGGAGAGGCUGCAGAGUGAACGCAGCGACACGUCCUCCGUGGUGGGCGACAGGGUUGCUGCAGCUGACGUGGUGGCGGAUGCAGAAGACGAGGAGGAGGCGGUGGCGGUGGGCCACGCGGGCGUGCUGCCUGUGCUGCGCCUCAGCGCCCCGGAGUGUCCCCUGCUGGCCACGGGGACGCUCAGCGCGCUCGUCGUGGGUGUCAGCUUCCCCGUCUACAGCAUGUUCUACGGGGACGUCAUCGGGGUCCUUUCUGAGCCGGAUCCAGUUGUUCUCCGCAGUCAGACAUACUGGUACUGCGCCGUGUUCAUCAUCAUGGCUGUCGUUAUGAGCAUAAGCUCUUUCUUACAGAUAUACACAUUCGACGUCGCCAGGGACAGACUGACUAUGCGGCUGCGCAAGCUCACAUUUUCGGCGAUGCUGCGCCAGGAGAUGGCGUGGUUCGACGACAAGAACAACAGCACUGGCGCCCUCUGUACCAGGCUAACCACGGAUACUUCAGCCGUGCGAGGGGCUACAGGCCAGCCAAUCAACUCAGUGGUGCAGGCGCUUGCGACGCUGGUGCUCUCUGUUGGACUGUGCCUGUACUACGAGUGGAGACUAGGACUGUUGACGAUCGCAUUCAUGCCCGUCCUGAUGGCGUCCGAAUACUACGACGCCCACGUGGAGAAGGCGGGGGAUGAGCGCAUGCGGAAAUCGCUAGAGAAGGCCACCAAGGUGGCAGUGGAGGCUGUUGGUAACAUCCGCACGGUGGCGGGUCUCUGCCGCGAGCGUCAGUUCCACGCCCAGUACCUUUCAGAGUUGCGGCCAGCACUGCAUCUUGCUGAACACAUCACGCAUGUGCGUGCAGCUGCCUUCAGCCUUUCAUGGAACAUUAGCACUUUUGCCUACGCUACGUGCUUGUAUUAUGGAGCAACACUCGUCCAUGCUGACGGUGUGCCCUAUCAGGACGUCUUCAAAGUGGCUGAAGUUUUGAUAUGGGGUACCGGCACCAUCGCAAGUGCCUUGUCCUGCGGUCCCAGAUUGAGGAAAGGCCUAAGAUCUGCUUCCAGAAUCUUUAAUCUGUUGGAGCGUCGACCUUUGGUAACGGACCCGCAACAUCCUACAGAUGACACAUGGGUGGCGGAAGGUGAAGUGCGUUACUCGGACGUGGAGUUCAGCUAUCCAACUCGACCCGACUCCGUGAUCCUGAGGGGCCUGGACCUGAUUGUGAAGCCCGGUCAGACCGUGGCGUUGGUGGGUCCGUCUGGCUGCGGCAAGUCAACCUGCGUACAACUUCUGGAGAGGUUCUACGACGCCACCUCUGGUACUGUGGCUCUCGAUGACCGUGAUGUGUCCAAAGUCAAAAUGUCUUCCCUGCGAUCGCGGCUGGGGCUGGUGCAGCAAGAACCUGUCCUCUUCGACAGGACAAUCGGCGAGAACAUCGCAUAUGGUGACAACAGCCGCGACGUACCCAUGGAUGACAUCAUUGAAAUGGCUAAGAAAGCAAACAUCCACAAUUUUAUAAAGACUUUACCUAAGGGUUACAACACACUUGCGGGAGACAAAGGAGCUCAACUCAGUGGGGGCCAGAAACAGCGAGUGGCAAUUGCAAGGGCCUUACUUCGCAAUCCCAGUGUCCUUAUACUGGAUGAAGCAACGUCGGCACUGGACUCGGAUAGUGAAAAGAUUGUUCAAGAGGCACUCAAUAAGGCGAAAGAAGGACGAACUUGCGUUACAAUCGCGCACAGGUUGUCAACAGUUCAAGAUGCAGAUGCUAUAUGUGUCAUCAGCAAUGGAAAAGUUGCUGAGAUGGGAAGUCAUGCAGAUCUUCUAGCAAAGCGAGGCAUCUACUAUAAACUUCAUAAAAUACGUUCUGGCUCCAAAUUAAUAUAUACUAUAACAUGCCUUUUGCCAAUAAGAAAAUCAAAAUUUUUAAAAGUGAAAAGAAUUUAUCGAUUUUUAUAUAUAUACUAUUUCAACCAUAAAGGGGAUCACUAG